This is a messenger RNA of Solanum lycopersicum (tomato), 1605 nucleotides long. RefSeq lists its product as uncharacterized. The record is from RefSeq and is a predicted model, not a curated record. Lineage: Eukaryota; Viridiplantae; Streptophyta; Magnoliopsida; Solanales; Solanaceae.
AUAGCCUGGAAAGAAGAUUCGGAAGAUGCAACGGAGCAUAAGGUAUGAGUGAUAUAGCAAAUUACUUUACUAAACUUAAGAGGUUGUGGAAUGAACUGGAUUCCCUUAGUGUCAUUAUAUCUUGUUCUUAUGUCUGUGUAUGUGAGGGUAAGGGAAAUCUGGUUAAAUCACUGUAACAUCAGAAAUUAAUGCAGUUUCUGUUAUGCUCAGGCAAGAGGGAACAUCCUGAUGAUGAGCCCUUUGUCAAGCAUUGAUGUUUUGUUGCAAGAUGAACCAACGAGAGUUUUAUGUUAAUGCAGACCCCUUAACCAACUCAGCAGCUUUUAUGGCAACAACACAAGGCAAGUGGAAUCACAGAAAUGGUAACCAAAUGAUGAGAGUGGGGAACAAAGGAAUGGAAAACCAGUCCAAAGAUUCAGGUCAAGGAAGUUUAAGUACAAUCCUAAUGUUACAUACUUACUGUGGAAAAACAAAACAUGUACAUGAUAACUGCUACAGGAUUAUUGGAUACCUCAAUUAUUUUGAGUUCACUAAGACAAGGGAAAAUCAAGGAACAGUGAAGGCAAAUACAGUUGCAACAGAAGAAAAAUCUAAAGCUUAUCAAAACACACAAGAGGAUACAACCUACAACAAUUACAGCCAGUACAUGAGCAAAGAACAAUACACAAAUCUGGUGCAACAGGUUACAAAAGAUUUCCUGAAGAAACAUAGGACAGCACCAACGACUGGUUUUAGUGGAAAUGCCAUUGCUGGUUCUUUUAAGGAGGAGCAUUAAAGCUUUUGGUGAAGUAAAUGAGGGAUUGUACCUGUUGAAGUCUUCUACUAUUAGGUAUCAGUUUGUUUCUAAUGCUAAUGUAGUUUCAAUUCCACAAUGAGAAAAUUCAGUUUCAUUAAUUUCCUUUCUAAAUCUGAACAUGUUUGUGAUAUUUGUCCUAAAGCUAGGCAGACUAGACUCACUUUUCCAAUAAGUGUUAUUCAUUCUACAAAGCCUUUUGAAUUGAUUCACAUUGAUACUUGGGGACCGUACAAACCACCUACUUAUAAUGGUUUUAGAUACUUUCUUACCAUAGUUGAUGAUUAUAGUAGAGGUACUUGGACUUUCUUGUUAAGCUCUAAUAGCAAUGUUCUCCCUACUCUUAAGGAGUUUUGUUAUUUGUAGUUUUGAUGAUUUGACAAACUUAGGGACCUCAUAAAGGUACCAGGUUUUCUACUUGAGUAUUGCAGGUGUCUUGUUUGAAGUAUUGCAGAUGAAACAAACCCAGGGACCUAGUAGAGGUACCAGACUCUCAUGAUGAUGAGCCAGUCGACUGCCAGCUGGAGACGGUACAGAAAGUAGGUGCACACUUCUCGAUGGCGUCAAAAAAGUGUGACCUUUCCAGCCAAUGGCAAAGAAGUUUAGGAAAGUGACUUGCCCAUAUAAAAGGCACUUUCCUAAACAUUUGUGUGUAGUUUUUGCAACUUGAUAAAAACUUUUCAAGAACUCUUGCAAAGGCUACAUAAAGCAAAGGCAGAAUUAUUCCAAGGACAACAGCAACAUUUGGAGCUUUUCGUCUAGUUGUUUAGGAAUUUAUUCUCUUGUUCUUAAAUUGUAAAUCACUCCUAAAU